Messenger RNA from Apaloderma vittatum (bar-tailed trogon), 1101 nucleotides. RefSeq names its product proline rich 5 like (gene PRR5L). NCBI's taxonomy places the organism in Eukaryota, Metazoa, Chordata, Aves, Trogoniformes, Trogonidae. The record is from RefSeq and is a predicted model, not a curated record. The transcript is spliced from 9 exons. Gene Ontology annotation, biological process: TORC2 signaling. Bases 1 to 1101 code for a protein of 366 amino acids. Gene Ontology annotation, cellular component: TORC2 complex.
AUGACUGGGGGGUUCACUGUAGCUCCGUCCUUUGCUCUCCAGCUCCACAAGAUGGGUUCAUUCAGAAGGCCCCGACCUCGCUUCAUGAGCUCUCCGGUCCUCAGCGACCUGCCGCGGUUCCAAGCGGCUCGGCAGGCUCUGCAGCUCAGCUCCAACUCUGCCUGGAACAGUGUUCAAACAGCAGUGAUAAAUGUGUUCAAAGGGGGAGGCUUGCAGAACAAUGAGCUUUACACCCUCAACGAAAAUAUCAGACGGCUGCUGAAGAGCGAACUUGGAUCCUUCAUCACAGAUUACUUUCAGAACCAGCUCCUUGUGAAAGGCUUGCUGUUUAUAGAGGAGAAGGUUAAGCUGUGUGAAGGUGAGGAUCGCAUUGAUGUCCUGUCUGAAAUCUGGGAUCACUAUUUUACGGAGACUCUUCCUACACUCCAGGCAAUAUUCUACCCAGUCCAGGGUCAGGAGCUGACUAUUCGUCAGAUUGCUCUGCUUGGCUUCAGAGACUUGGUCUUGCUAAAAUUAAAGCUGGAAGAAAUUCUCCCUCUGGUCCGGACAAAACUCCCAGCUUCCAUUGUCCAGAUGCUGUUAAUUCUGCAGAGCGUCCAUGAACCUGCUGGCCCUAGUGAGGGCUACCUACAGCUGGAAGAACUGGUCAAGCAGGUGGUGUCGCCGUACUUGGGUCUGUAUGGUGACAAACAUUGCCCACACCUGCUUCUUUUUUCUCUUCCAGAGAGGCGGUACUCCAGAUCCCGUCCUAAAAUGCUGAAUUACUCCUCUCAUGUGGUGCCGAGCCAGCAGCCCAGCGAGACAGCCUUGACCCCGCUGACGGAGCAGGAGGGCGAGGCUUACCUGGAGAAAUGCGGGAGCAUCCGCCGCCACACCGUCGCCAACGCCCACUCGGAUAUCCAGCUCCUGGCGAUGGCCUCCAUGAUGCACACGGGAAUGGUGAUCGAGGAGUCGGACAGCACCGACAAGUGCCUCCUCCUGCAGCCCAGUUUUAGCCACCGGCAGUGCUCCAGUGAGCCCAGUAUCGCCGAUGGGCCGGAGGGAGUCAUGGCAGCAGGCAGGCAGGCCCCCACAGAGCUGAACUGCACGUCAGUCAGCUAG